Rhododendron vialii is the source of this 978-nucleotide messenger RNA. Its product is annotated as thaumatin-like protein 1b. Gene Ontology annotation, biological process: defense response. Bases 61 to 798 code for a protein of 245 amino acids. The record is from RefSeq and is a predicted model, not a curated record. The transcript has 2 exons. NCBI's taxonomy places the organism in Eukaryota, Viridiplantae, Streptophyta, Magnoliopsida, Ericales, Ericaceae. Gene Ontology annotation, cellular component: extracellular region.
UAUAUUUUAAUUUUCGAAUCCAAUCAAAUUAGUAGAAGUCUCUCAAUCAGCUGCUUUCCAAUGGCUAGGCUUCAAUUGUCUCUUCGUGCUCUUUUCUCCAUUUGUCUCCUCUCCACUUCAGGUGUAUUUUCACAAACAACCCUCACAAUUGAUAAUCAGUGCAGCUACCCAGUAUGGCCAGCCCUAUUAUCCAACCCUGGAUCGCCUCAACCCUCCACCACCGGCUUCAGGCUCGAUUCCCAUUAUAACACCUUAGUCCCUCUCCCCGCCUCCUGGUCCGGCAACCUAUGGGCGCGUACCCGCUGCUACGAAGACUUCCCCAGCGGCCAAUUCCACUGUGAGACAGGUGAUUGUCGCACAGGCACAAUUGAAUGCAACGGCGCGAGCAGCGUCCCUCCCACCACCCUCAUACAAAUGGUUUUCGACUCUGUUGGCAACCUCGAGUACGAGAUCAGCGUCGUCACUGGCUUCAACACGCCCAUGUGGGUGGUCCCAUUUGGUGGGACUGGUGAGUGCAAAAUCGCCGCAUGCACGGUUGAUAUCAACGCCGUGUGCCCGGAAGAGCUGGGGUUGGUCGACAACACAGGUGAGACCGUGGCAUGUAUGAGCGCGUGUACGGCUUUUGGGGACCCCCAGUAUUGUUGUACGGGGGCCUACUCGACGGCCGCCACGUGCACGCCGACUCCUUAUUCAGAGUUCUUUAAGAACGCAUGCCCAUCGGCGGCUUCUUACGCAUUCGAUAAUGGAGCUUACAGGUGUACCAGUGCGACUUACACCAUCACUUUCUGCCCUAGUUAGGGCGCUAGGGAAAUUUGCUUACACUUUCUAGAUGUACUAUGUCUUCUAUUCCUUCUUUGCAGUAGUCCUCUAUUUUGUUUUCGGAUGUCUCAAUACUGUUUGCCUUUGAGGUCCCGAUCAAGUUGUUGAGAAAGAAAAAUAAAUGGGUGAGAUAGGCUUUUCAAUUUUUACCGGUUAAAA